GAGUGUGUCAACUUGAGCUCUGGCUGUGCAGGCACCGCUGCUGCGUGAGCCUGUUAUUCCAUUCUGGAUUGCUAUUUUGAUACACAGAUUGCAUCAUUCUUCCUACGUAUAAACAGGGGGUCCCCAGGGCCCUGCAGCUACUCACUUCUCCACCAACACUGUUGUUUUGAUGAGCUCUAUUUAAAUGAGCUGCCGGAUCCGGGCAGGUUCCAGCCACACAUGAGCAUUGUCAUUUUGGGGAACAUGGAGGGCUGAAGGAUUUUUUUUGGAUCGAGUCCUAAAAGGCUGAGAGUGAUGGCCUCCUGAGCUGAGCAGAGAGCGACAGAGCUAGUUCCUGAAAGUUGAAAAUCUCGUUUUCUUCCUUCUGAGCUUCUAUUCCAAGGCACCCAGAGGAUUAGGAAGGAGAUGCAGCUAGGAAGAGAGUCGCCUCUUUGAGGUCUCCCUCUUGCUGUUCAGUUUGGGAAAACUGCUGCAGAGCCUUCGAGAUAAACAGGAACAGGAGGAGUCAACCAAGCCCUUUCUUGCAGCAGCAUCUCAGAGUUCAUCUCCUGUCCGGGGUGUAAGCAAGUAUACCUUGCCAGGGAUGUAACUGAACAUUUCUUUCUGCACUGCUUUUCUGCUGGGCAAUCCACGAUGGCCAGGAACUGCUCUGAGUGCAAGGAGAAGAGGGCAGCACACAUCCUCUGUACCUACUGCAACCGCUGGCUGUGCAGCUCGUGCACGGAGGAGCACCGGCAUGGCCCCGUCCCUGGGGGGCCGCUCUUCCCCCGGGCCCAGAAGGGAUCUCCAGGAGUGAAUGGUGGUUCUGCGGACUUCGCCUUGUACUGUCCUCUUCACACACAGGAAGUGCUCAAGCUAUUCUGCGAGACCUGUGAUGUGCUCACGUGCCACAGCUGCCUCAUGGUAGAACACAAGGAACACAGGUGCAGACAUCUUGAAGAAGUUCUACAAAACCAGAGGAUGCUUCUGGAAAGUGUGACUACACAGGUGGCUCAUAAGAAAUCCAGUCUGCAGACUUCUGCAAAGCAAAUUGAGGACAGAAUUUUUGAGGUGAAGCAUCAGCACAGGAAGGUGGAAAACCAGAUCAAAAUGGCCAAGAUGGUGCUGAUGAAUGAGCUGAACAAACAGGCCAAUGGGCUUAUAGAAGAGUUGGAGGGCAUUACUAAUGAGAGAAAGCGGAAGCUGGAACAGCAGUUACAGGGCAUCAUGGUCCUCAACCGUCAGUUCGAGCAUGUGCAGAAUUUCAUCAACUGGGCUGUCUGCAGCAAAACCAGCGUCCCUUUCCUUUUCAGCAAAGAGCUGAUUGUGUUUCAGAUGCAGCGAUUGCUGGAGUCAAAUUGCAACACAGAUCCUGGCUCCCCUUGGAGUAUCAGAUUCACUUGGGAGCCAAACUUCUGGACCAAGCAACUGGCUUCCCUUGGCUGCAUAACUACUGAAGGUGGACAGCUGUCCCGGGCAGAUGCUCCUGCUUAUGGAGGCUUACAGGGACCAUCAUCCUUUUAUCAAGGCCACCAGUCCCCAGUGGCUCAGCAAGAGACUCUGAGCCACCCCUCACACAAGUUCCAGUCUCCAGCGCUGUGUUCCUCGUCUGUGUGCUGCUCCCACUGCUCCCCAGUCUCGCCCUCUCUCAAAGGCCAGGUCCCCCCACCCAGCAUACACCCGGGCCACAGCUUUAGGCAGCCCUCUGAGAUGGUGCCCCAACAGCUGGGCUCAUUGCAGUGCUCCACCCUGCUGCCCAGGGAGAAAGAAAUUCCCUGCACCCCUCAUCCACCAAAGCUGCUGCAGCCCUGGCUGGAAACCCAGCCUGCUGUGGAGCCGGAGAGCACACCCCAGAGGCUGGGGCAUCAGCUGGCUUCCCAGCCAGUGUGCAUCGUACCCCCACAGGAUGUUCAGCAAGGAGCCCAUGCCCAGCCCACCUUACAGACACCCUCUAUCCAAGUCCAGUUUGGCCACCACCAGAAGCUGAAGCUCAGCCACUUUCAGCAGCAGCCACAGCAGCAGCUGCCUCCUCUGCCACCUCUGCCGCCUCUGCCGCCUCCACCCCAGCAGCAGCCACCCCCACCUCUCCCUCCAUCCCAGCAUCUGGCUUCCGGUCAGCAUGAGAGCACUCCUGGGCCUGCCUGUUCCCAGAAUGUGGACAUAAUGCACCACAAGUUUGAGCUGGAGGAAAUGCAGAAGGACCUGGAGCUUCUCCUUCAGGCUCAACAGCCCAGCCUGCAGCUGAGUCAGACCAAAUCACCUCAGCAUCUUCAGCAAACCAUUGUGGGGCAGAUCAAUUACAUCGUGAGGCAGCCAGCACCUGUCCAGUCCCAGAGCCAGGAGGACACGGUGCAGGCUACAGAUGAGCCCUCAGCAUCGGAAGUCCCAAAGCCAGCUCUCUCUCUUGACAAGAACACUGCUGCUAACUUGCCCCAGGCCUCUGGGGAAGAGACCCCUCCCAGUGUCCCCUCACUGGACAGCGCUGUCCCGCACUCCUCUCCAAAUGUGCUGCGAAAGCACUCCACUUCCGUGAGCAUUCUGGGCUUUUCCAACACUCUGGAGAUGGAGCUGUCAUCUACCAGACUGGCAAGGGCCCUGGAGCCACAGAUCCAGAGUGUGAGCGGUCUGACAGCUGGACCCCCCCAGACAGGACCGAGCCUGCUGAGUGGCCCCACACCAACCGCCAGCCUGAUGAGUGGUCAAAACCAGGCCAUGCCCCGCCUGGCAGUCAGUCACCUGCAGACUGUGCCCACCCUCGUGCGUGGCACACCCCAGUCCAUGCCCAACCUGAUGAGUGAUUCCUCUCAGGCCGUCACCAGCCUGGCAAGUGAUCAUUCACAGGCUGAGCCCAUCCUGACGUCUGGUCCCACCCAGGCCGUGCCAAGUCUGGCAGCUUGUCCUCUGCAGAGCGUGCCUCCGGCUUUGGACAUGCAGCCGGAAACGGGAUCCAGCUGUAGUCCUGGCUCUGGCCGAGCUGCAGGGAGCCUGUGCCCUGGUGAUGGGGCUGACCCCUCCCUGGGGAAUGCCCUGUGUAAGAUGGAAAGUGAGGAUUCCACCCGUUUCACUGACUCUCUGGGACAAGGCCCCACAGCCCCUGGUCUGGAUGUUUCCAAGGACUUGGCUAUCCCCUCAGAACUGGAGGAGCCAAUUAACCUCUCUGUGAAAAAACCACCACUGGUUCCAGUGGUCAACACAUCCAUGACUCUGCAGCAGUACCAGGACCCAAAAGACUAUGAGAAUUUGGAACAAGGAGACCUAGAGCUGGACGCAAAAGAGAACCAGAGCAUCAGACCUUUCAGUAGUGAGUCCAAGAUUCCCUACGUGCGUCUGGAACGGCUCAAGAUCUGUGCUGCCUCCUCGGGAGAGAUGCCUGUGUUCAAACUGAAGCCCCAGAAGAAUGAGCAGGAUGGCAGCUUUCUGCUGGUCAUCGAGUGUGGCACUGAGUCCUCCAGCAUGUCCAUUAAGGUCGGUCAGAACAACCCGCCCGAUGCCAUCCAGGCCCCAAGUCUGGGAGGAAGAAAGGUCACUGUCACAUCUCUGGCUGGGCAGCGGUCAACAGAGGUGGAGGGGGCAUCUCCGGAAGAGCCCAGACUGAUUCCUCGAGCCCCUGGAGCCAAGAAGGGGCCCCCAGCACCAAUAGAGAAUGAGGACUUCUGUGCUGUGUGCCUCAACGGGGGCGAGUUGCUGUGCUGUGACCGCUGCCCCAAAGUGUACCACCUUUCCUGCCACUUGCCGGCUUUGCUCAGCUUCCCGGGGGGAGACUGGGUGUGCACCUUGUGCCGCAGCCUGACCCGGCCCGAGAUGGAGUACGACGAUGGCGAGAACGUCCGCUAUAACCCGCCUGGGGUACGGGGCCCUCCUGGACUGAGCACAUCCGACCAGAAGAAGUGUGAGAAGCUGGUACUGUCCUUGUGCUGCAACAGCCUCAGCCUGCCUUUCCAUGAACCCGUCAGCCCUCUGGCCCGGCAUUACUACCAGAUUAUCAAACGGCCUAUGGACCUGUCAAUCAUUCGGAAGAAGCUGCAAAAGAAGGACCCAGCUCACUACACCACUCCAGAGGAGGUGGUGUCAGACGUGCGCCUCAUGUUCUGGAAUUGUGCUAAGUUCAAUUAUCCUGAUUCGGAGGUUGCAGAAGCUGGCCGCUGCCUGGAAGUGUUCUUUGAGGGCUGGUUGAAGGAGAUCUACCCGGAGAAACAAUUUGCGCAGCCAAGGCAGGAGGACUCGGACUCCGAGGAGGUGUCCAGCGAGAGUGGGUGUUCCACUCCCCAGGGCUUCCCGUGGCCCCCGUACAUGCAGGAGGGCACCCAGCCCAAGAGGCGGCGGCGACACAUGGAGAAUGAAAGAACAAAAAGAAUGUCAUUCCGCCUCACCAACAGCAUCUCCCAGGUGUGAGAGCUGUAAGGAGCCCGAAUACUGGCAGAUGGUGCCCCGUCCUGUUGACCACUCCUCCCCACCUUUCAGCUCAUUCUCUUCAGAUUGUGGAUUUGAGACAAGUCUCGUCGAGCUGUGUAGUGCCCUGCUUUGCCAUUUGCAUCUUCCAGCAUUUAUUUGGGAGCCAUAGUGCAUCCACUACAGAGAUUUCAGUAAUAAACAGCAAAGAGGGAGGUGUUCUCUAUUACCACAAAAAUCAAAUGUGUAGGGUCCGCUUGACAAGACCAAGCCUGGUCAGGCUCGGGGGCACCUCACUUCCUUGGUGAAUUCUUCCUGCUGUGAAAGCAGAAUUUUUACACCUUUUAGUGUGCAGGGCUCAGGAGCAAGGUAUACAUCUGAACUCCUCAGGGUCUCAGAAGAGGGUAAAGGAAGGGAGCGAGGUUCUGACACAUGGCAGCCUGUGAUCCCUGGUCCAGCACAGCCAAAGACUGUCACUGUUUGCCUUUGCUUGCCUGCCGGGACAGAGGCACCUGCCCUGGGCAGGGUAAUGGAGGCUUCUAGAGGCGAGAAGUCUCGAAUUGGUGCCUAUAUGGGUUCUAACGGUUUUCAGGGUAUUUGUUUCUCAUGCCCCCUUUCCUGAUGUUGACUUAGGUGGCUGUUGUGAAAGUGCUCUGGUUAGUACGGCAUUCUUGAGCGGGCUCGGUGGCUGCACAGAGAGUACUUACAUCUUCAAGCUCAGAUUUCACUGAGCUUAAGAAGAUGUCAUCUUCAGAGCCAGCCCUCGAUGCCACUUUCUUUAGGUUAAUAGAAGCUCUUCUUUUGUCAGAACCUGCCUUCCUAGAAGUGAUUUUUGGGGGCCACCCCUUCAUUAUGUCCAUUUAGGGGUCUGGAUCCCAAGUUCCGCUUGGGAAAUUGUGAGGCAGCUGCUUCAGACAGUUUCCUGGGCAGGGAGAGUGACCCACAACCAGCUCACCCUGCUGGGCCUCUCCUCUUGCUUAGAGAUCCUAGUCCUCCACUUGUCCAUGUUCACAGAGCCAAAGAUCAGGAGUGAGUCCUCCGACUUGCCUGCCCUCAGGCUGUCUACACCCAGAAAAAGCCAAGACUCUACUGGUAGCCCUGUUUUUGUUGGAGGUUGGAGAAAGCUG
Molecule: messenger RNA, 5495 nt
Organism: Rhinolophus ferrumequinum (greater horseshoe bat)
Lineage: Eukaryota; Metazoa; Chordata; Mammalia; Chiroptera; Rhinolophidae
Gene: TRIM66
Product: tripartite motif containing 66
Exons: 20
Coding region: 634-4371 (1245 amino acids)
Molecular function (GO): zinc ion binding; protein binding
Source: RefSeq, a predicted model, not a curated record